AUGGCAGCCUCGCUCCAAGCCGCGGCCACCUUGAUGCAGCCAGCCAAGAUCGGCGGCCGGGCGCCCUCCGCCUCGCUGCCGUCCCGCCCGUCCUCGCACCUCGCCAGGGCGUUCGGCGUCGACGCCGGCGCCGCCAGGAUCACGUGCUCCCUCCAGUCCGACUUCAGGGACGUCGCCAGCAAGUGCGUCGACGCCGCCAAGCUCGCCGGCUUCGCGCUCGCCACCUCGGCGCUCCUCGUCUCGGGCGCGAGCGCGGAGGGCACGCCCAAGAGGCUGACCUACGACGAGAUCCAGAGCAAGACGUACCUGGAGGUGAAGGGCACGGGCACGGCGAACCAGUGCCCGACCAUCGACGGCGGCGUGGAGGCGUUCCCGUUCAAGGUCGGCAAGUACCAGAUGAAGAAGCUGUGCCUGGAGCCGACGUCCUUCACCGUCAAGGCGGAGGGCAUCGCCAAGAACGCGCCGCCCGAGUUUCAGAAGACCAAGCUCAUGACCCGCCUCACCUACACGCUGGACGAGAUCGAGGGCCCGCUCGACGUCGGCUCCGACGGCACCCUCAAGUUCGAGGAGAAGGACGGCAUCGACUACGCCGCCGUCACCGUGCAGCUCCCGGGCGGCGAGCGCGUGCCGUUCCUCUUCACCGUCAAGCAGCUCGUCGCCACCGGCAAGCCCGAGAGCUUCGGCGGGCCCUUCCUCGUGCCCAGCUACCGUGGCUCCUCCUUCCUCGACCCCAAGGGCCGUGGUGGCUCCACCGGGUACGACAACGCCGUCGCGCUCCCCGCCGGAGGCAGAGGCGACGAGGAGGAGCUCCAGAAGGAGAACAUCAAGAACGCCGCCUCGUCGACCGGCAACAUCACGUUGAGCGUCACCAAGAGCAACCCAGAGACCGGCGAGGUCAUCGGCGUCUUCGAGAGCGUGCAGCCGUCGGACACCGACCUCGGCGCCAAGGCGCCCAAGGAUGUCAAGAUCCAGGGGAUCUGGUACGCGCAGCUCGAGUGA
This is a messenger RNA of Miscanthus lutarioriparius, 999 nucleotides long. NCBI's taxonomy places the organism in Eukaryota, Viridiplantae, Streptophyta, Magnoliopsida, Poales, Poaceae. The record is from the annotation of a GenBank genome assembly.